Penicillium manginii is the source of this 1083-nucleotide messenger RNA. RefSeq names its product HMG-box domain-containing protein. Gene Ontology annotation, molecular function: DNA-binding transcription factor activity, RNA polymerase II-specific; RNA polymerase II cis-regulatory region sequence-specific DNA binding. Lineage: Eukaryota; Fungi; Ascomycota; Eurotiomycetes; Eurotiales; Aspergillaceae. Bases 1 to 1083 code for a protein of 360 amino acids. The transcript has 4 exons. The record is from RefSeq and is a predicted model, not a curated record. Gene Ontology annotation, biological process: cell differentiation; negative regulation of transcription by RNA polymerase II; anatomical structure morphogenesis.
AUGUCUCAUUUCGACGGAAGUGCGGACCGCCAAAGCUUUCCGGCGCCUCUUGACAUUGACCAAGCUUUGCAAUUGUCCAACUUUGCCUCAAGCGAGGGUCCCCAACUUUUUUCGGCCCCUCUUGGCAUAGACCAGGUGCUGGAGAUGGUCGACCUCGACCCAGACGUGGAGCCCCAGAGCCUCCCCGAGGGCUUUGACCCAGGCCAGGCAAUGGAGCUGUUAUGGGAAAAUUCGCUCAUUCAUCGCAGUCAAACCGGUGGUGAAAUAAUGGUCCCAUUCAAUGUCGUUCAGUUGAUCGGGGAAGACAAAAUGAGCAUCCUACACAACAGACUCAGAGUGUUGACCGGUGGUGAAGUCGAUCGAUUCGAUGACUAUCAGUUCGGAUGCGUACGUCUUAUGCCAAAGUCGCAAACACCUGUAGUCCAGGUUCAAGAGUGGGCUCGGAUUCAUAUUUCUAAACAACUGCAUGAAGCCGCAAGCCAAGGCAUGAACCUCUACCCGGACUUGCAAAAAAUCCCUCGUCCUCCGAAUUCAUUUAUGUUGUACAGGAAGCACCACCACAAGCCGAUCACUGCUGAAAACCCGGGAGUCCCUAACACAGCGAUUUCUCGGAUUAUCGCGGACAUGUGGAAGUGCGAGAUCCCGGCCGUAAAGGACGAGUUCAAAAUGUUGGCUCAAAUGGCGAAGCAGGAGCAUGCCGCAAAGUAUCCUGGCUAUCAAUAUGCGCCACGAAAGCCCAAUCAAAGACCUCGCCGCCGCCCACGAAUCCAUCCGGGAGCGGUUUCAUGGCUGUGGAAGACUGAAAAAGGAGCUGCAAUUAUGAAAAAAGCUACCGAUCGCCAUAAGUCGGAUGGAUGGGUUCCAGUGAACCGCGAGUUUGUCGAGGAACUGGACGCCCAGCAUAUGCUUUUAGGCCCUCAAGGGCUCGGUCCACCCCCUUUCGGCGCAACUCAGGCGCAAUUUCAGGAACUAGAGGAGGAUGAUCAACAGCUGUCUGCGGCAGACGAAGAGGACUUUGAGCCUCUUUUCGAAAGUCUUGACGAAGACUUCUUGGAGGAGAUCCUUAACUUCGACGAUGUCUAA